This is a messenger RNA of Exophiala mesophila, 1741 nucleotides long. RefSeq lists its product as uncharacterized. Lineage: Eukaryota; Fungi; Ascomycota; Eurotiomycetes; Chaetothyriales; Herpotrichiellaceae. Gene Ontology annotation, cellular component: membrane. The coding region runs from base 1 to 1509 and encodes 502 amino acids. Gene Ontology annotation, molecular function: transmembrane transporter activity. The transcript is spliced from 5 exons. The record is from RefSeq and is a predicted model, not a curated record. Gene Ontology annotation, biological process: transmembrane transport.
AUGGCAGACAUCAAGCGUGAUGAGUCAGGCUCUCCUGUCAGCGAGCCUAUCCACAAGGAGGACAAGAUUGUUGGAGAAACAGAGACGGAAAACCAUUACUAUACCGUCUUUGCAUCCAAAGAUCAGGAAUGGCGGGCUGCGUUUGAGAAGAAAUUGAUGCGCAAAGUCGACCUUCGACUGGUUCCGUUACUGAUCAUCAUGUACCUCAACAACUUUAUCGACCGAGCGGCGUUGGGCCAGGCGCGGCUAGGGACUCUGGAGGCCGAUCUCAACAUGGACGGGACGGACUUCAACCUGGCCAUCUCCAUCCUGUUUGUGGGAUAUCUCACGAUGCAGCUGCCGUCCAACUUGCUGAUCACACGGAUCCGUCCUUCACUGUACCUUGGCAUUACAAUGAUGGUAUGGGGCGCGGUGUGUGCUUCGACUGCAGCAGUCCAGAAUCUGGCUGGCUUGAUUGCCGUGAGAAUCAUGCUAGGUGUCACUGAGGCUCCAUUCUUUCCUGGCGCCAUUUUCCUCAUGUCGAGUUGGUACACUCGACAGGAAUUGACCAAGAGAAUCGCUUGGUUCUAUGGUGGCGUUGCUUUGGCCAACAUGUUUGGAGGAUUGAUCGCAGCCGGCGUUUUGGGAAACAUGGAAGGCGCCAUGGGGAUUGCAGGCUGGAGAUGGUUGUUCAUCAUCAACGGCAGCAUCACCAUCUUCUUUGCAUUUGCUUGCAUUUUUGUUAUACCCAAUUUUCCUGCAACUACCAAAUGGUUGAAUGAAGAGGAACAGGCAUUUGCCCGAUGGCGACUUAAGUUGGAUGCGGAGGAGGAAGAUGACAAUACCUCCACCUCCCUUUGGCACGGACUGCUGCUCUGUCUGAAGGACUACCGUAUGUAUAUCUUCCUCCUCAUGCAGCAUCUGUCGAUCUUGUCUAUGACAUUUCAAUAUUUGUUCCCGUCCAUUGUUGGCACAUUGGGUUAUCCUCAUGUCCAGACGUUGUUGCUUACGGUUCCCGUUUGGACUGCGACAUGGAUUGCUGCCAUCUUUGUCACAUGGACUGCGGAUCGUACGGGAGACAGAAGCAUCCACAUCAUGUGCCUCUUGACUGUCUCAGCCGUUGGUAAUGCGAUUGUGGGAAGUACACUGAAUAUAGGAGCACGGUUUUUUGGCAUGUUCCUGAUGCCACUUGGGGCCGUGUCAGCUUACCAGAUCAUCGUCGCCUGGGUGGCCAACAGUUUCAUCCGUCCAAUGGUCAAGCGAUCCUCGGCCAUUGCCAUAUGCAAUGCUGUUGGAAAUUGUGCUUCUAUCUAUGGAACUUACAUGUAUCCAGCCUCGGAUGAGCCUCAGUACAUGCCCGGAAGCGCUGGAAAUGCGGGCGUGUGCAUCACGGUGGCAUUGCUGGCUCUGACCCUGCGUUUCGUCCACAAAUGGGAGAACAAGAAGUUGGAGAAGGCCGAACGAGAGGGCUACGUUGAGGAUGGCGUCCAGAGAGAUCGAAGAGCGUUCGGCUUUAGAUACAUUUACUAAGAACUCCAACUGGACUGGUCACACAGGACAAGAGAUAGAUGGGUGAUGUCGUUGAAGGGUGUUUCUGCUUUUUACCUAAGACUGACAGGUAAAACACAACCAUCAAACCAGAAAAACGAGAGCGUUAUCAUCUCAUGGGCUUUAGCGCCAGUGUCAAUUAUGGUUACUUGUAAUUGAAUGCAAAGGGGUAGCCUGCUUGCUUCAAACAACAGUCAUCCCUCUAUUCUCCGAC